Molecule: messenger RNA, 5304 nt
Organism: Aedes aegypti (yellow fever mosquito)
Lineage: Eukaryota; Metazoa; Arthropoda; Insecta; Diptera; Culicidae
Gene: KrT95D
Product: phosphofurin acidic cluster sorting protein 2
Exons: 11
Coding region: 1182-4142 (986 amino acids)
Biological process (GO): protein localization to plasma membrane
Source: RefSeq, a predicted model, not a curated record
GAUGAUGCUCAGAGCGGAGCGAGGCUUGUUACAAACGAAUUCGUUUCCAUUCAUAAGUAGUCGUAUUUUCUUUGUGUACGGUUGUGCGUCUCGACGAAAAAAUCGAGUGUACUGCGAGAUUGCUUUUUCUAUUGACGGAAUCCUCCUGGUGAAUGUGGCCGUGUGAAAGAUUGGGAAGAAUGUGUUGAUUUUUGGAAUAAAAUUUGUGAAAUACACGAUAUAAAUGAGUGCUUGCUUUCGAAGAAUGUUCGCCUGGGCAAUAUAUCGAAGAAAACUGCUCAAGUAUAGUCUUAUUGCAAGAGGAACCUGCAAAGUUUUGUAGGGAAAAUAUUUUUAAUAGCUGGUUUAGUGGUGACGGGAAGAAAAAGAAGAAGAAGCUUGUCAAGCUGAUUUCUCUGUGGUUGCUGUGUUCGUGAAGAAAAAAUAAGUUUUGACAAAAAAGGUUCGACGGAAAAGAGUAAAAGAGAAAAUUAUUUCAUAGCUGAUGAUUUCAAAAUUGUUACUCGUGAUAAGGGAGGAAAAGUGGAAUGAAACGCAAUUGAAUUGCGCGAUUGAAAAAGCAAAAGUCUACGAAAAAAUGGUGUAAUAGGAGAGAGUGAAAAUAAAUUGCGCCACCGCCUUUUUCCGUACCGAGAGGAAGGCUAUUACUUUCGGAAGGUCCAUCAUCUGCAGCUGUCCCUUUUUGUAAAGGGUUUCUGUGAUACUGUAACAGUUUGACGAGCUGAUCCUCCUGGGUGGAUUUUUGCAAUCGUAGCAGGCAUUUACAGCGCCAUUAAAAUAGGUGCUGCUGCUGUUGGUGAACGUCCAUAAAAUCGGAUUUCUACGAUAACAUGUCAUUGCGUCGUGACGGCCUUUCGGGCAUUCGGUUUAGUGUAUCUAGUUAUAGAUAAGAAGAUUGCACAAAGAGGAAGGAAGUGCACUAUUAUUUGCAAAUCUUGAGCGAAAAUCUCAGUUCGUGGCCAAUAAUUGAUGUAGUAAGAUAUUCAACACGGGGCCUACUUGGUGGUAAAAGUGUAUAAGUUGGUUGCCAUAGUGUUGCCGCUUCGAAUGUCUGUCAGUGUGUUCGUGGCCUGCUAUUAAUAUUUGAAAAAUAGUCCUCGAGUAGCGAGAAGUAAAAAAAAAAAACAAAAUCCCAGUUUACUAGGAUUAUACGACAACUGCCGCUGCUCACCAUAUAAAAAAUGACCGACAAAAUUACCAAAUUCGAAAGGAUGGCGAUGACGAAGCCGGUGCCGAUGAAACUAUUUGCCGCAUGGGAGGUGGAUCGUACGCCAUCCAAUUGCAUUCCAAGAUUAUGCUCCCUGACAAUAACCCGUCUGUCGUUGCUCACCCCACUGCCGCCCGAUCUCACAUCUCUGUCGCUAGCAGUCAAAAUGCAGAGUUCUAAGCGUACGCUUCGUUCACACGAGAUUCCAGUACCCCAAUCGUUGAGCACCGGCUAUGGCAGUACCAUCAGUAGCGGAAAUAUGAGUGGUAGUGCGCCAGGUGUUGUUGGUCAAGGAGGUCAGCUCAAUUCACCUCCCUUAUUGGAAACAGAACUUGAUCUCCACUUCAGUCUACAAUAUCCUCACUUUAUCAAACGGGAUGGCAAUAGACUGUUGAUUUUGCUACAGCGACGAAAGAAGUAUAAAACUCGUACUAUAUUGGGUUACAAAACACUAGCUGAAGGUGUGAUUCGCAUGGAUGCAGUUUUACAAAAAUCUAUGGACAUGACGGUAGAACUCAACGGGUCUGGGAAAGCAGGUCGUCAGGGGCUUACGAUAGCCACUCUACGUGCCACACAGGUCUCUUCCAUUCCAGUGGAUCAAGACAAUAAAAACAACAACAGUCUCUUAGUUACGGAUCGCGUCAAUGAGUAUUCUGAUGAGGAUGAAGAGCAGGAAUUUAGUUCAGGAGACGAUAAUGACGACGGUUUAUCCGGAUAUGCAGCGAAAAGGAAUUAUGCUGGAAAGCGAGAUCCAUACAAGAAAUUUGAUCGUGGUGACAACGAUGGCGACGGAGAUGAUGGGAAUUUGCUACCUUCAAAUCAAGUGGAUAGUGAUAGCGAUUUUGAAAACUUAGGGAAAGAAAAAGGAUCUCGUGCUAAAAUGAGUCGGCAACGAAAUUUUAAACAACGCAUCAUAUCAUUAUUAAAGCGGUUCAAAGUUCCUGACGAACUGGAAGGGGAUGUACCGGAACGUGGGCAAUCUUUGCGGGGCAAACGAGAUUUAGACGCAUUGUUCCAAGAAUUAGAAUCCUUAUCUUGUGGAGAAGGUGAUGAUUCCGGCCAGGACAUGGAUAGUGUAUCAAUUGGAUCAACGCCGAAACCAUCAUUGAGACCAUUUUUCGAAAAUCCGAAGCCAACACUACAACAUCAACAAUCUGCUGUUCAACUAAGUACGCUACAGAAAAGUACCAGAGAUUUUAUGCCUGAAAAGAAAACCAUUUUAGAGAAGCGUGACUCACUCGUCGAAAAGAAAAGCAAUGCAGUAAUAAUUGCCAAUAAUCUUAAUAACAGUAUGAACAACAAUAUCAGUAAUAACAACCAUACUAGCAAUUACAGUAACAGUCUAAGUAACAGCCAAGACCGUUCCGGUGACUGGAAAAAUGAUAGUUCCGGCAAUGAAGGUGGUGCUGGGAAUACGGAUCCUGAAGCAUUAUCAUCGGAUCCCCAGAAUACUGGUAGUCCACCAAAAGAAAAAGAACAAGCGGUUGUGGAAAAGAAAAAUCGUCUAUUUCGUACCAGUAGUAGCACUCCCAAUAGUGCCAAAAAGCAAAAGCAAUCCCUUAGCUUUUCAUCCGGCGAUCAACCUAAAACAUCUCUUGAGACUUGUCUUUCGCCAACAAAUGUAGAGCCUCGUAAAUCACUUCUGGAACAACUGUCGCGCAUAUUCACCACUGAAGAAUCCCAGCUACCGGAUGUAGUUACAAUUAUUGGCCCACCAGAAGCCAGCAGUAGUUCCACUCUUACACCUCGGCUAGUGUCACUCAUAUCAUCAACUUUUCGGCCAACAUUUUCCCCCAAUAACACAGCUGAAGUGAAAGCAAUCACACAAGCACUCAUGAACAAAAUCCAAAAAUACUGUAACUCAACGGCCAAGCCGCCGACGACUGUAAAAGUUUUGUUGGUUGGUGGAGAUUGGCUACAGGGGGCCGUGUUACGCCAUUAUGUUGAGCUUCUCGGAAUUCGUCCACCUGAUUGGGUGAACCAUAUCAGAUUCUACAUUGUUCCAAUUGGUUCCUGUGGAGUGGCGCGGUAUCUAAGCUUGAUUGAUUCGAGCUACUCAAGCAUGUUUGGAACUGAGAACUGGCAACAAAUCUGUGAUCGGGCUGCUAACCUCGAAAGCGCACAAACCAAAAUUGAAUCAGCGGAAAUCAUCAGCCGAAUACAACGCUAUCUGCAUUCUUCUGGGCCUUGCACUCAAGUUCCUAUUGCGGAAGCAAUGGUUAACUAUCGGGAUGAAGAUUCUUGCCAGAUUUUUGUCCCAUUCAUAAGUGAUGUCAGAAUAGGGUGUCUAGAAGGACCGCAGCUUUCGUUAGAUUUGGAAGAAACCAUGACACAAAGUUCGCAGCAAAGCUCGGAUAGAAUUUUAUCAAGUUCGCCACCACAAAGUGGAAGAGCGUCACCCCCUGCUCCAAUAACACCAGCUCCCAUAAUGCAACAUCAAUCGAACAGUAGCGGAAGUCCCCAGGAAUCAGUAGAACUACAGGUGGAUUAUUGGCCGUUGGCUCGACCCAUUUUAGACGCAAAAGAAAAAUCACAGAGUAAGGGUCAAGAUCAGUCAGGCAAAAACAGUAUUAAAAGCACCUUCAGACAUUUGCAGGUUUGGAGACUGCCACUUGCACCAAAUAAUGGCGAAUACACUAACGGUUUAACUUUAAGUUAUGCCACUAAGGAGAAAAAACAGAAGAGCGUUAUGCGGCUUGGCAAGAAGAAGGAAAAAGAUCGCGACGCUGAAAAAGAGCAGUGUGUAGAAGGUGUUGCUAGGCUGAUUUGUUCCCCGAAACAAUCCCAUCCAGUUCCUUUACGAGUUUAUAUCGACGGUACCGAGUGGACGGGGGUGAAAUUCUUUCAACUGUCAUCCCAGUGGCAAACACAUAUCAAAAAUUUUCCAAUCGCUUUAGUUGGAGCACCACUGGCUCCGGCUGAGAUGCUAACCUAGUCAGUUUCUUCAUCCACUGCAUUGGGGGCUGUUGUUAGGUCCGGCAUGAUGACGCAGAAAUCCGCCAUCGUGUUAGGUCUUCCACCAGCGCCGCAGCAGGGAUUGUCAUCAUCGUCCAACAUUAUCGCAUCGCAAUCUUCUACUGCUGGUAAGUCAGAUAAAAAUCGCUGCUCCUCUACUACGUUUGCCAUCACAGGGGCUUCUAUUAUUAGUAGUAACGUUAGUUCUACUAAAGGUAGCGUAAGUGGUAGCAAAAAUACUAUCACUCCUCGGGCCUCACUUAGCAGUUCAUCUCGAAUUCUGAGACCCCGCAGCUGGGCUGCUGCUAGUCGAUCCAACUGCGACUGAAUAGAACAACAUUAAUAAAUACAUGUUUUGUGUAUAACGCUACGCUACCUUGUAAGGCUGUUUAAUAGAAAAAUGUUGGAAGUCAAUUUUAAACGGCUACGCUCAAAACUAUGCGAUUACUUUAGAAACAGGCGUCCAUCUAGCGGGUAAUGUUAUCUACUUGUGUUAUGUCUGCAAACUUGUUUAAGAGACAGUGUAUCUAUUUUUGUUAAAAAAAUGUAAUUGUUGGAAAAUGGUCGCGCUGUUGCAUUUUGUACAAUAACUUUUGGUGAGAAAAUUUCGCUGGUCGUAUUCAACAUCAACGUGGUGAUGUUCAGGCAUUGAUUAACUCGUUCAAUUUUCCCUUUUGAAACUUCGAAUAAGCUUCCCAAAAUACAUAAUCAGAGUCUUAGCCUUUACUCUAUUGACGAUUAGAUUGAAACUAAUUCACAGAUUGAUUUUGAGAUAAAAGAGUUUAAUUUUGAUGUUGAUUGUUGGGCUUAGAUCUGUAUUUUCACAAAGAAAAUAAUUCUUGUUAUUCGAGUUAUUUCAUAAAUGCGUGGUACCAUUUAUGAAAUAACUCGACCAUCAAGGAGACGCAGUGCUGGACAAAAUAAAUUACGCAUUGGCCGGAAAGGUCAUUUUUGGAGGCCUGGAUCCCAGCUUCUCAUAAAUAGCUUGAUAUUUACUCAUCAAAAUAUUAAAAUUACAGUAUUGCAUAUCACAAUUUUUUAAAAUAUGAAUAAUUCACAUUUUUGUGAAAAAUUUCAUUACUUCCAAUUUGAAGCAUUUUGCAAUUUUACUAAUAAUAUAUUCGUCAAGCUUGUUUAUCUUA